CUUCCGUCUUCAACCUAUUGCGAAAACCCAGAUUUUGUCAGCGUUUCUCACCAACCAAACGCUGUUAAGGAAAAAAACAAUGAGAAAAGCAGGGCCAAGAAAGGAAGGGAACUACACGAAUCCAUGUUUAACGAUGCAUCAGCCAUGGGCUUCAUUGUUAGUUUAUGGGAUCAAACGUAUAGAAGGCAGGUCUUGGCCUGCUCCAAUCAGAGGCCGCCUUUGGAUACAUGCUGCCAGUAAAGUCCCGGAUGAAUCUACGAUCAAAGCAAUGGAGGAUUUCUAUAGGGAAAUUUACGCAUUGAAUGGAAUUACCGAUAUUAAAUUUCCAGAACAUUACCCUAUCUCAAGACUGCUAGGGUGUGUCGAAGUGGCUGGCUGUUUGACAUGUGAAGAAUUGGUUCAAUGGGAGGCACUACCUGAAGGGGUUAGGCUAGAAGGACAAACUGAUUUUUGCUGGCUUUGUGAACAACCAAAGAAAUUGUUAGUUCCAUUUGAGAUGCGAGGAUACCAGCGUAUUUAUAAUUUGGAAAAGAAGAUAUAUGAGGCUGCUGUUAGAGGCCUUGUCCCAGUUGACGGUCCGGCACCUGUAAAAUUUCCAUUACCAAACCCGAGGGAUCCUUUCUCCUUGAAGCCGGGAUCGAUUGCGGCUUCCUUUCCGAAUUCAAAAGCAUCUGCCAUUGAGAAAUCAUCUAGUCUCAGUGCAGCAAUAGCUGGUGCACGAGGAGCUGCUACACAGUUUUCAAAGGACCAAAAUAUUCGUACAAAUGCCAUCCUGAACAGUGCACCUGAUUCAGUAUCGACUGAAACGCGGACGAUAUUUAUAGAUGAUAGAAUACCUGAUGGUAACUUAAAGGAAGGAUCCAUGGAGGCAAAUUCAGCCUCAAAGCAAAGUGACUAUGUCGAGGAAGAGGGAAGCAGUAGUCGCAAUCAACCUCCUACACGUCCAAAACAGGAUUCAGGUGCCCCAUCUAAGAUUUUUGCUGCGGCAUUAAGGGGGCUGAAGCCAUCAUGAAUCUCAAAGUUGUCAACUAAUUCUUAGGGCAAGGAGCUUGUAUAAUUCAUUUUCUUCAUUAAUCUUUUUCCAUUUUAAUGUAUGAUUCAAUUAUCCUUGUAUGUUUCUGGUUCUUAGGGCUUGAUUUAUUUGUUGAAUUUUCAUGGAUUAUUCUAAUUUAUAAACUCUGACAUUGUGUAGAAACGAUGACUAUUUCAUGCAAGAGUGGAUUCUCCAACACUAUUUUUCAGUUUACAA
Messenger RNA from Gossypium raimondii (Peruvian cotton), 1249 nucleotides. RefSeq lists its product as uncharacterized. Gene Ontology annotation, molecular function: transcription coactivator activity. Gene Ontology annotation, biological process: positive regulation of DNA-templated transcription. The coding region runs from base 80 to 1012 and encodes 310 amino acids. NCBI's taxonomy places the organism in Eukaryota, Viridiplantae, Streptophyta, Magnoliopsida, Malvales, Malvaceae. Gene Ontology annotation, cellular component: nucleus. The record is from RefSeq and is a predicted model, not a curated record. The transcript is spliced from 7 exons.